This is a messenger RNA of Pseudopodoces humilis (Tibetan ground-tit), 779 nucleotides long. Its product is annotated as histone H2A-IV. The record is from RefSeq and is a predicted model, not a curated record. NCBI's taxonomy places the organism in Eukaryota, Metazoa, Chordata, Aves, Passeriformes, Paridae. Gene Ontology annotation, molecular function: structural constituent of chromatin; protein heterodimerization activity; DNA binding. Gene Ontology annotation, cellular component: nucleosome.
UUUCGUAACUUUUAUUCAGCUUUUUUUGACUCGCUCGGCUUCCUCUGCAUUUCCAGCGAUGUCUGGGCGCGGGAAGCAGGGCGGGAAGGCGCGCGCCAAGGCCAAGUCGCGCUCGUCGCGGGCCGGGCUGCAGUUCCCCGUGGGCCGCGUGCACCGGCUGCUGCGCAAGGGCAACUACGCGGAGCGCGUGGGCGCCGGCGCCCCGGUGUACCUGGCUGCCGUGCUGGAGUACCUGACGGCCGAGAUCCUGGAGCUGGCGGGCAACGCGGCCCGCGACAACAAGAAGACGCGCAUCAUCCCCCGCCACCUGCAGCUCGCCAUCCGCAACGACGAGGAGCUCAACAAGCUGCUGGGCAAGGUGACCAUCGCGCAGGGCGGCGUGCUGCCCAACAUCCAGGCCGUGCUGCUGCCCAAGAAGACCGACAGCCACAAGGCUAAAGCCAAGUAAAUCUCAUCUGACAAACAACCCAAAGGCUCUUUUCAGAGCCACCCACAUCUUCCUAGAAAGAGCAGGAACGCUUGAACCCGGGGAUACGUGAUAUGUCAAUGUAUUUAGAAACUUGAAAUCUCCCGGUUGUGGGGGGCCUUCUAAAAUGUUAUGUAUCUUUACAUUCUACCUUGGUGAUCUGUAGCUUCCUGCCUUUUUUAUCUUGGAAGUUACGGUACUUAUGUAAGCGUGCGUCAGUUCCUCUUUGAAAAAAAAAAAAAAAUCAAUAAAAGGUAGCGGUUGUGACUGAUGAAAUCGGUCAUCGCUGUGUGGAUUAAGAAAUGUGAACUCU